AUGGCCCUCGAGGAUGACAUCAGAGCACCAACCAAGUUCUAUCAAGAGGAUAUCGUACAACGAAUAAGUUCGCCGAACCAGACUGGCAUAGUUCUGAGAUGUUGGCACGACGCGGAGGACCUACCACCAUCCCAUGAUCACGGUGACCCACUCAUGCGCCCGCUUGAGCGUGGAGAAGUCGGCGUUUCCUUCUUUCCUAGCGGUAUCCGCGACAUUCUCCCUGAAACAGAAUUCACUCUUGUCGACCGGAUGUUUCAACCAGGAGACCUAUGCAAGAGAAGCAUCGACGACGUCCGGUCGGGGGUUGUUACAAGUGUAGAGGUCAAGGGUCGUUUGGAGCACGCGAUCAGCGGUGUGCCCGUGCCAGGAUGGAAGAGUAUGGCGGACGUUGAGAGCCCGUCAGAUGUCGAUGCAGGGGACUAUGUAGCGUAUGACAACUGGAUUGGCCAGGUAGUUGAGCUCUUUGAUGAAGCUACUGUUGAUGUGUCAAAUGGCCAGUUGGUCCGAUUGCCAGAACUCAGCUCGCGUCUCACAGUGGGCGAGAAAGGGAGCGAUAUUAUACCGCUCCCCAACAGCGUUACAAACCUUUUCGGGCUCUUCUCAAGACCUUCAAGGAACACCGAUACAGUUGUAGAAGUCAAGCACAGCGUGCUAGCCAUCUCGUGGCUAGCCAUCAACCAAACUUUGCCAGCGGAGGAAGCUGCCGGAAUUUCUCGUCCAGACCGCUUCUGGUAUGGAGUAAAUCUUGCUAAGCUCAAACUUGUGCGAAAACGGGCGGAACAAAUGAUGCGGGUCGGCGACAAAGUGAUUCUGAAGAAUACGGAUGGUCUUCCGUUUACACGACACGGAAAGGAGGGGGACAUUUGCGGCUCCAUCGAGGUUCGUGUUUAUGUUGUAAAGUCGACACAGACUACAGUGGAGGUCCUCUGGCAAGACGGAUCAAAAGAUGUGGUGUUAUCAACGGAUCUCAUUCCCUAUCUUAACCCGGAUGAAUAUGAUACCUGGCCUGGAGAUCAUGUAAUUUGGAAGAGUGAGGAUGAGAAGCGUGCAGCGGUUGUUCAGUCCGUCAAUGCGGUGGAUCGGACUGCUUCUGUCCGCUACAGCGACAUAGGCAAUGUAGAACUGGUGUCACUCCUUGAGUUAGAUCCUCACGGAACCAGCGAUUGGUCGGCGGCUACCCCCGCGCCUUUCGACGGUCUAGGCGUGCGUCGAGGGGAUUUCGUGUUCAUUCACUCCGAAGGGUUGCACAAUGGCUUAGAAGCUCCCAGAAUACCACGAAUAGGUGAAAUUGAACCGUGGGUGAGAGAGCCCCCGAUAGUCCACGGGAAUGGCACGUACGGAGGAUGGCGCAAGUUAAUGGGCGAUAUCGGAAUGGAUAUUGCACGCCGCCGAGAACAAGAGCGACUCACCGAGGGUCGAAUUUGCAGACCCGAUGAUCGUUCUUUUGAUUGGUUCGGGGAAGUUUCCGAUUUGCGAUUAGACGGGAGAGUUGAAGUUACAUAUCCCAGUGGAUCAAGAGAUAUCUUUCCGCUCGAGCGCCUAACAAAAUUGUACGAUACGAUCGAGCAGUUAGAGGAUCUAUGGGGGGACGAUAUGUCAACGCAAGAAGAGCUUGACCACGAUCACAUUCAUGCCGAUGAAGAGGUAUGGCAUAUGGACGAAGACGGAAAUUGGCAAUCACAUUCUUCGCCGGACGGUGAUGAGGGCGAUUGGGAAGAAACGGACGAGGACGAACCUAUGGAGGUGGAUGAAGACACUUGGGCGGAACCAACUGCCGACCCCGAUCCGGACGAUGUCCAUGCGAGAUGGUGGGCUGACGUGGUCGCCAAUAUAGCCAGUAACGCCCCAUUAGCCAACUCAGACUCUUCCACUGUUUCUCAAGUUCCAUCGUUAACUGUCCGUUCUUCUUCGCCCGACGUGCCGAAAGAUGCAGUGGAGGAAAAAUACGAUGCGGACAUGGGGGAGAAGAGUGGUUCCGAUGAUGCGCAUAUUCCGCAGAGGACUGACGCAGAAUCUUCUCCUUGGUCACGGUUUGAUGUUCUUCCACAGGCGCCCCAUGACCACGCAUUUUAUAGCACGACUCCAUCACAACCUUCAAGAAGUUUCCUGGCUCGCUUGCAGAAGGAAUACCGAGCGCUGACAAGCAGUUUGCCUGAUUCCAUCGUUGUCAGAGCUUAUGAGGAUCGAUCAGACCUCCUUCGCUCUCUCAUCAUCGGCCCUGAAAAUACACCAUAUGAGGAUGCGCCUUUUGUGAUUGAUUGGAUGCUCGAUUCAAACUUCCCACAAAGCCCGCCGAUCGCUUAUUUCCUCAGUUGGACAAACGGAAAUGGCAGAGUCAAUCCAAACCUGUACGAAGAGGGUAAAGUAUGUUUAUCUAUCCUGGGGACGUGGGCGGGCGACAAGAGCGAAUCGUGGAGUCCUGCUCGAUCAUCUUUGCUUCAAGCCCUGGUGUCCAUACAGGGCCUCGUGCUCGUCAAGGAACCAUGGUUUUGUGAGCCCGCGUAUGACAAGCUGAGGGGGACUCAAGAAGGCAUUGUCAACAGUCGUCUGUACAACGAGAAAGCAUAUGUCCUAUCUCGCGGGUUCGUCAGACGUGCUCUCGAAAUUCCUCUAGGGUCUCUGGAGGCAGAGAUCAAUUGGUUCUAUCGCAAGCAAGGCCGUUUGCAGAAGGUCCUCGAAGAUUCACGCUUGCUCAUUGAGAAGAGCCGUGCAUCACCUAUUGGAGAAGCUGAUGCAGACGUUGAUCGGGACCUGGCAGUGCCACGAUUGACAGCGGGGGGUAUCAUCACCCUAGAACGGAUACUGGCGAAACUGGAAGCUUUACAGAGUUCAUAG
Heterobasidion irregulare TC 32-1 is the source of this 2835-nucleotide messenger RNA. It is a transcript of the gene ubc3, whose product is annotated as ubiquitin-conjugating enzyme3 like-protein. Bases 1 to 2835 code for a protein of 944 amino acids. The transcript has 14 exons. The record is from RefSeq and is a predicted model, not a curated record. Lineage: Eukaryota; Fungi; Basidiomycota; Agaricomycetes; Russulales; Bondarzewiaceae.